CGGGACGCUCCCUCACGCGCCCCCUGCUGGGACGCGACACUCGGAGGCAGCGCGCGGCGGGGACCGGCCCGCGGUCACCUCCCCGGCCCCGGCCGCGUGGGAAGGGAGAAGGGACCGGCCGCGGAAAUCCCCGGCUUGGACGACGUAGGAGGGAGGAGCCGGCUCAGCCCCAGCCUCGGCCCCGCGGCUGCUUCUCCACUUCUCCUCCCGACACCCGCCGAGGCCCCGAGGCUGCCCGAGCAGCGCCCCGCGCCGGGAUGGAGCUGAGACGCUCUGGACUUUGGUUACUGUUUCUUUGUGCUCUGGGAUUUGUUACUGCAGAGGAAAAUAAGAAAGUUAUCAGCACAAUAGGCAGCACUGCUGAACUGAGUUGCAUUUUUACUCCAGAGGAAAAAAUCAUUUUAAAUAAGCUACGGGUCUUUUGGCAAAUAGCGGAUGGUUUAAAACCGUGUGCAGUGGUACACACCUUUAAUUCUGGUCACGAGAACCAAAGCGAGCAGUGUGCAGACUUCAGAAACAGGACUCGAUUAUUUCAGGAUAAGCUGAAAAAUGGCACUUUUUCUCUGCUGCUGCUAAACGUCAGCCUGAGAGAUGAACACACAUAUCAGUGCAUAAUACAGAAGAAGGACACGGUUUUCAGGGUUAUUCACAGGGCAGAUGUGACCCUCAAGGUAGCAGCCAAUAACAGCCUGCCAGUACUGAGUGGACCUAUAGGAAUCCCCCCAAAUAUUGGAGAAGAGGUGACAUUAAGUUGCAACUAUAGCCAAGGAUACCCAAAGCCAAACGUUUACUGGAUAAAUAGAAAAGACAACAGCUCCCUCCAUCCAUCAUCAUUAAAGAUCAUCCAAGACAACGAUGGCACAUAUAGUGUUUUCAGCACACUGAAGAUUGAAGCAACUUCUGAUAUAAAAAUAGGAUGCAUCAUAGAAAAUGAACUACUACAGCAAAAUCUAACUGUCCUCUACUCGGAAAACAUCACAAACUCUAACUCUACCAAAAGCAGUCUGUUAGAGCUAAAUAAACCGGGAGCUCAGGCUGGAAGUGUCCUUGCCAUUGCCGUUGUGUUAGCUGGUCUAGUUGUUUUAACCUGCUGGCUGUGGAAAAGGAAAUCCCCUUACCGGAAAUCAUAUGCAGAUGUUCAACAAAAUGAAGAUGGAGCACAGCACAAUACACACGUUUAAAUGGGAAAUUCUCAGAGAAUUUGGGCAGCUGGUGAUGUACCAAGAGAAUGUUGAAGCUAAGGACGCUAUGUUGAAGCCAAGGAUGGCAGCAUUAUCUGCAACACGAAUGGCAUAGUGUUUCCAGAGCAUGAGCCAGGACAGAUGGCAAAAACCUUCUCCGACAGAGGAGAGAGCAAAAUCCACCUGCUUUAGUCUGCCACUUCUAAUCAGCAGUUGCGCUGGUUUUCAAAACACUCUUCAAAACACGUGUAUGAGUGAAAGGUACAAUGGUACCUUGAUGCUGAAGCAUUGGUUCAGGAAUGAAAGACUGCCAACUGUUAUUUUGUGUCAGUCAAAGAAUGCCCUACUAGGAGAUAAGCAACUGUUUUUCAGCAGUGCUGAAAAUUCUCUCUGCCUUUCAGACUUUUCAUAACGAUUACUGAACAUGAAAAAUGGCAGCUAGGCAAGUGAAAACUGCAAGACUUUGUGUAGAGCAAACUUCAUUGCCUGUUUUUCUUCUUCCAUGCAUCCUUUCACUGUUUCUGGGCAGCCGCAAUGGCAACACAAAAAUAUCCCGAAGCUUCCAACUUAGACAUGCAGAGGUACAGGUGCCUGUAGCUGAACAAAACUUCUGAGUAUGAACAUUAGGAAGCCUUAUUUUAUUGCAGUUUAAGUGUGCAUUCUACAUUUUACAGAGUACUCUAUCAAAAAGGGAGUCUCCAUCAGUUGACAGAGCACAGAAAUUACCUGGAUUCCUAGGAAGUGUACAGCACUACCUCAGCACUGUCUGGGCUGAAUUCAGAUCAGCAGUUGCCUGUGCAUAUACUUUGGAGACAGGACAAAAAAACACAGGGUGAUUAUCCUCAUUUUGGCAUGUCAAGCAUCAACCACUCCCUCCCUCUAGGAUACUGGAGAUUUGAAAUACAAUCUUUCUGCACACACACCCCUCCACCCCCAUAAAAACAGGUGUGUAGAAUGCCAUUUGCCAUUGAUACAGCAAGAACAUCAUUAACGGACAAAGUAAAUGUUUGGUGAAAUCAGGGCCAUCCUUAGGAUUUAUGGGGCCCUAUGCAAUAUUAUUAAACUGGUAAACUACCCCUGACGGCAGCCCGGGCUCACAUGUGUAUUUUAGAUAAGGGUAGUCUUUUGGAGGAUUUAUUUUAAAAACUAUAUGUCUGAAGAUCCAAGCAUUUUAAGGCUAAAGAUGAAUACUCAGAUUGUGCAUCUAAAAAUCUAUGCAAGGAUUUUUUAGAGAUGUGAUUUUAUAAUCUUCAGCAACAUACUAAUGAAAUAUUUUUAAAGCAAAUUUUAACCUAAGGUCCUGUAGACGAACAUGUUCUGAGUAAAUAUUAAAGUAAUGCACAACUGUUUUUGUCAGUAAAUUCAGAAACUGACAGAAUAUACCUGGGGGUUGGCAAAUGCCUGUUAAAUGGCUUCAUUACCACUUGAAUGGCUCUUUAACAGUUUCAGUGUUUGUGCUAACAGGUUUGGCAGGCUCGAAAGCUUUUUCACUUUUAAGUACUAGAUCCCCUCUGGAGGAAGACUCACCCGGCUGCAGCAGCCAGCUGUGGUGGGAGCCUGCAGGAAGGGUCAGAUUAGAACAGGGAUAGGUAGAGGUGGAAGGGUGGACACUAAGACCAAGGGGUGCCCCAAAUUUUCAGGUUCCCUCCGCCUUGUAUGCUGCAUAUGCCUAAGGACGGCUCUGGGUGAAAUAAAAAGAUGAAAAGACAGCAGAUGCCUGACACUGAAAGCUGUAACUUGCCUGUGCCUAGUGCACAAGGAGAAGUUGAAAAUACGAUCCCUGUAAAGCUGCCAUGGCCAGGGCUCCUGUGAAUGAAAGAUGUAAAAAUCAAAGCAACUAAUUUUUCCCAGUGCGUAGGGUUUUGAAGGAGGCUUAAUUUGCUUGCUUUGGGCACUUUACUCCCUCUAGAUCCAUCACCAUUCUGAAUUGUACCACCUUUAUGCCAUCCAAAUGAAAGAAUCAUAACCCUGCUUUUCCAAACUAUGCUGGGGAUAUGGCACCAGGUGGCAAUGGUGGGUUAGUGCCCUGGCUUCUCACUUUCAAAUCCUAGUUAAAUUAAAAUAAAUUUGGUGGCCACAUUCCAUCAUUGUGCAUAUUACAAAACCACCCGAUGAUCUGAUCUGAGUGUCUGCUGGAGCAGUAGUCAAGAUUGGGCUAACAAAGCAGUAACUUAAGAACAAGUUAGACGAACCCCUGUCAGGAAUCCUGCUUGAACACAGGGGGAUGGAAUAGAUCUCCUCUUGAGGUCCCUUCCAGCCCUACACUUCUAUUAUUCUACCAGCAGGUUACAACACUGACCCAACUUUUUGUGGGAAGAUUGCACAGCCUUAGUCUGCUCUAGGUCUAGCCCAAGCUCCAAUUAGCACUCACUUUAAGGCAAACUAGAUCGGCUCUCAGAUUUUAAGAGGGUGGGGAAUGUUUGGAAAGCACACAAUGCUGUAAGCAGUAUGGGAAGAAAAGAGGCAUUUAAAUACUUUGAUUUUUAAAUUGAUUUGUCCAUGAGCUUUAAAGAGAGAGUGAUACAUGUGUGUGCAACUUCUAA
This is a messenger RNA of Chelonia mydas (Green sea turtle), 3724 nucleotides long. RefSeq names its product inducible T cell costimulator ligand. The record is from RefSeq and is a predicted model, not a curated record. The transcript is spliced from 7 exons. Bases 258 to 1181 code for a protein of 307 amino acids. Lineage: Eukaryota; Metazoa; Chordata; Testudines; Cheloniidae.